AUGACUAAGUCAAAAGAUGAAAGUAUAGCACUCAAAUUUGGUCUUGGCCUCGUCGCUGGUCAAAUUUCGAUCUUUUGGGUUCACCCCUUCGAUCUUAUUAAAAAUCGAUUACAAACAAGUGGAGCAAGCCUUUCUCCUAUUUCAUGUGUUGGCCAAAUCGUCAAAGAAAAAGGCAUUCGCGGUUUUUACGAUGGAUUUUCCGCGUCGAUGAUGCGCCAAGCAACUUACACCACCGGUCGCCUUGGAAUCUACAGUAAUCUCUUGCACCAAUACAAAGUUUCUACUGGAGUACAAAAGCCGAACCUUUUCUGGACAACUUUGAUGGGCUCCACGAGUGGGGGCUUGGCGGCAAUAAUUGGAAACCCUGCUGACGUUGCGAUAGUACGAAUGACUGUCGAUUCUAAAUUGCCAAUCGAGCAGAGAAGAAACUACACUUCCGUUUUCAAUGCUUGGGCAAGGAUAGUAAAAGAGGAGGGAGUUCGAAAACUGUGGGUUGGAUGUAGACCUACUGUUGCUAGAGCAAUGGUCGUCAAUUCCUGCCAACUGUCGUUCAAUACUCAGACCAGAUACUUCAUAGAAGGAAAAGUGCCUUCAAUAAAUCCCUACUUGCUUUCGAUUCUCUCUAGCUGCUGCUCUGGGCUGCUAACAACCACGAUAGUGCUCCCGAUCGACUUUGCAAAGACAAGAAUUCAGAACGCAAAAGGACACCAAUACUCAGGCUGGCUCGAUGUUUGGAGAAAGACAGUCAAGAAUGAAGGAUUUGCCGUUCUCUGGAAAGGAUUUGGCCCUUACUUUGCGCGAACUCCAAUUACGUUAUUUAUAAUGGAUAUUUUACUGUACCAAUUUGGAAUGUCCAGAUAG
Molecule: messenger RNA, 861 nt
Organism: Oikopleura dioica
Lineage: Eukaryota; Metazoa; Chordata; Appendicularia; Copelata; Oikopleuridae
Source: the annotation of a GenBank genome assembly